CCCCACCCCCUCCUCUCACCUCGUCCUCUCAAAGUGGUUUCUCCCUAGCAACCUUGAACUCUCACCCGUUGCCCCUCCUUGCCCGAUUUAAAUCUCCAGCUCCGUAUUCGUCGCUCGGUAAAGGCCUGUUAGUCCAAAGCUAUUCCCAUAAUUUAUUUCAACCUUCUUUCCUCUCCUCACUCCUCUUUUCCUCUUCUUCUCUUCUCUUCUCUUCCCUCUCUUCUUCUUCCCAUCCAAUCUUCAUCUCUCCAUCAACUCAUUACUCAUCAUCACCUUAACCAGUAAACCAUCAGACUUCACAACUAUCACAAUGGGUGUCCUUGACAAGCUUUCCCGCAAGGCCGGUGUCAUCGUCGGUGAUGACGUCCUCCGCCUCUUCGAGUACGCUCAGGAGAAGGGCUUUGCUCUCCCCGCCAUUAACGUGACCUCCUCUUCCACCGUUGUCGCUGUCCUCGAGGCUGCCCGUGACCAGAAGUGCCCCGUCGUUCUGCAGGUCUCCCAGGGUGGUGCUGCCUACUUCGCUGGCAAGGGUGUCAGCAACGACGGCCAGAAGGCCUCCAUUGCCGGUGGUAUCGCCGCUGCCCACUACAUCCGCAGCAUCGCUCCCGCCUACGGUGUCCCCGUUGUCCUCCACACCGACCACUGCGCCAAGAAGCUCCUUCCCUGGCUCGACGGUCUCCUCGAUGAGGACGAGCGCUACUUCAAGCUCCACGGCGAGCCCCUCUUCUCCAGCCACAUGAUCGAUCUGUCCGAGGAGCCCGUUGAGGAGAACAUCGAGACCACCGCCAAGUACCUUAAGCGUGCUGCCCCCAUGAAGCAGUGGCUCGAGAUGGAAAUCGGUAUCACCGGUGGUGAGGAGGAUGGUGUCAACAACGAGGACGUUGACAACAACUCCCUCUACACCCAGCCCGAGGACAUCCUCGCCAUCCACAACGCUCUCGCCCCCAUCAGCCCCUACUUCUCCAUUGCCGCUGGUUUCGGCAAUGUCCACGGUGUCUACAAGCCCGGCAACGUCCGUCUCCACCCCGAGCUCCUCGAGAAGCACCAGGCCUACGUCAAGGAGAAGACUGGCUCCAAGAAGGACAAGCCCGUUUUCUUCGUCUUCCACGGUGGCUCCGGUUCCUCCAAGGAGGAGUACAAGCAGGCCAUCAGCUACGGUGUUGUCAAGGUUAACCUCGACACCGAUAUGCAGUACGCCUACCUCACCGGUAUCCGUGACUACGUCCUAAACAAGAAGGACUACCUCAUGAGCACCAUCGGUAACCCCGAUGGCGAGGACAAGCCCAACAAGAAGUUCUUCGACCCCCGCGUCUGGGUCCGUGAGGGUGAGAAGACCAUGAGCAAGCGUGUCCAGGUCGCUCUGGAGGACUUCAACACUGCUGGUCAGCUGUAAACCAAAAGAAGCUUAUUAAUGUUUCUCUGAUGUGAUGUGUUUUCGGAUUUGACGAAACCAGAUACCAAGUACAUAAAUUCAAAACAAUUUCUUUAUUAA
Aspergillus japonicus CBS 114.51 is the source of this 1492-nucleotide messenger RNA. RefSeq names its product fructose-bisphosphate aldolase FBA1. NCBI's taxonomy places the organism in Eukaryota, Fungi, Ascomycota, Eurotiomycetes, Eurotiales, Aspergillaceae. Bases 311 to 1393 code for a protein of 360 amino acids. Gene Ontology annotation, cellular component: cytosol. The transcript has 4 exons. Gene Ontology annotation, molecular function: zinc ion binding; fructose-bisphosphate aldolase activity. Gene Ontology annotation, biological process: glycolytic process; gluconeogenesis. The record is from RefSeq and is a predicted model, not a curated record.